Molecule: messenger RNA, 979 nt
Organism: Pelagomonas calceolata
Lineage: Eukaryota; Pelagophyceae; Pelagomonadales; Pelagomonadaceae
Source: the annotation of a GenBank genome assembly
CCUGAGUUUUUGGGCGCUGCCGACCCCAUUAAUGCAUAUCUGAACUUUUAGCGAUGCUCUACAUACUGCUCAUGAUGCUCUCGAUCAGCAGAACUGCAACACUCGGUGCGAGGAGGCUGCUGCGAGCCAAGACAGGUGCACUGCGAGCAGCAGCACUUCACGCGGCCCCAGACGACGCGUCCAGCAUCUACGCCAUCCCGGAACGCGACGUCGACGAGGCGGCCGUCCAUCAACUCGUAGAAAGGCACGUCGCGCAGCACGCGACGUACCUUAACAAAAGACCAAUCGCGGCGCACACACGAGCAGCGUUCCAAACGGCAGCAGAGUUCGCCAGAAGCCGAGCCGCGCCUCUCAUCAUCGACGCGGGCUGCGGCACGGGCCGCAGCACGCUGAAGCUCUCCGCGCGCCACCCGGACAGAACCGUGAUCGGGGUCGACCGCUCGGAGGCGCGCCUUUCAAAAUCAAACGACGCGCCGGACAACGCAUUGCUGCUCCGGGCGGAACUGGGCGACUUCUGGCGCCUCCUGAACGAUUCAAACGAUCUGAGGGUGGAGGAGACGUAUCUGUUGUACCCCAACCCGUACCCGAAAGAUAAACACUUGAAAAUGCGCUUCCAGGGCCACGCGAGCCUGCCUUCUCUGUUACAAGCCUGCGGUCACAAAUUGACGGUGCGCGCGUCGUGGCGGACGUACCUCGAGGAGUUCCGCCUCGCUUGUCGCAGGGCGGGUGAGCUGGGUAUCAGGCCAGACCUCGUAUCGAAAGGACCCUACGAACUGUCUGAUUUGCAUGAUCCGCUGACGCUUUUUGAGAGGAAGUAUGCAAAGGCGGGCGUCCCGGUUUAUGAGCUCGUGCUCGACAGCGACCGGUGAGUUGCUCCCCGCCAUCGACGCUAUCUCAUGUGAUGUGACUGCGACUUCUGCGAGUACCGCGUUCCAAACAACGGGACCAGGAUGCAGCGAUUAAUAACAAUAUACUUGUG